ACCUGCCUUUUUAUGCUGACAGUGGUGACAUGCUCCUUCACCCAGCGCCCGGACCCCCUCGCACCCCCUACUCCUGAGUACGCCCAUUCCAUUAGAAUAGACGGUGACAUUAUAUUGGGAGGCCUUUUCCCAGUGCAUGCACGAGGAGAACGUGGUGCCCCCUGUGGUGAGCUGAAGAAAGAGAAAGGCAUCCACCGCUUAGAGGCCAUGCUCUUUGCCAUUGACCUCAUCAACAAAGACCCUGACCUACUGCCCAACGUCACGCUGGGUGCUCGCAUCUUGGACACCUGCUCACGAGACACCUACGCUCUGGAGCAGUCGCUUACCUUUGUGCAGGCUCUCAUUGAGCGUGACCCCUCUGAUGUGCGCUGUGCUAGCGGAGAGCCACCCAUCUUUGCUAAGCCAGACAAGAUUGUGGGUGUGAUCGGUGCUUCCGCCAGCUCCGUUUCGAUCAUGGUGGCCAACAUCCUACGGCUGUUUAAGAUCCCUCAGAUUAGCUAUGCAUCAACUGCACCGGAGCUGAGUGACAACACCCGCUAUGACUUCUUCUCCCGAGUGGUGCCACCUGACUCCUACCAGGCUCAGGCAAUGUUGGACAUUGUCACAGCCAUGGGCUGGAACUACGUCUCCACGCUUGCCUCUGAGGGAAACUAUGGAGAAAGCGGUGUGGAGGCCUUCGUUCAGAUCUCUCGGGAAACCGGUGGUGUAUGUAUUGCACAGUCUCUGAAAGUCCCCAGAGAGCCCAGACCAGGAGAGUUUGACAAGAUCAUCUUGCGGCUGCUGGAAACCCCCAACGCUCGUGCCAUCAUCAUGUUUGCAAAUGAGGACGACAUCAGACGCAUCCUUAAUGCUGCCAAGAGAAACAAUCUGACAGAUCAUUUCCUCUGGGUGGGGUCUGACAGUUGGGGCUCGAAGAUCUCCCCCGUGGUUCAGCAGGAGAAAGUGGCUGAGGGAGCCAUAACCAUUCUGCCUAAAAGAGCUUCGGUUGAUGCUUUUGACAGAUACUUCAGAAGCCGCUCCUUAUCCAACAACCGGAGGAAUGUGUGGUUUGCCGAGUUCUGGGAGGAGAACUUUGGAUGCAAGUUGGGAAUGCAUGGCAAACGUCCUGGCAGCCCUAAGAAGUGCACAGGGUUGGAGAAGGUCGGAAGGGACUCCAGCUAUGAACAGGAGGGGAAGGUGCAGUUCGUGAUGGAUGCUGUGUAUGCCAUGGCCCAUGCUCUUCACCGCAUGCACCGAGACUUAUGUUCUGGAUACCCGGGACUUUGUCCUAGAAUGAGCAACAUUGACGGCAAAGAGCUGCUGGGUUACAUCCGCAAUGUCAGCUUUAAUGGAAGUGCCAAGACCCCUGUAACAUUCAAUGAGAACGGAGAUGCUCCUGGACGAUAUGACAUAUUCCAGUAUCAAAUUACUAAUGGAUCAAUGGCUGAGUACAGAGUCAUCGGCCACUGGACAGAUCAUCUUCAUUUAAAUAUGGAUGCCAUGCAGUGGGUGAGUGGUGACUCAUCUGUGCCUGCCUCAGUGUGCAGCCUGCCCUGUCGGACGGGCGAGCGUAAGAAAGUGGUUAAAGGAGUGCCCUGCUGCUGGCACUGCGAGCGCUGCGAAGGCUACCAUUACCAGGCCAGCGAGUUCACCUGCCAGCUCUGCCCAUAUGAGCAACGACCAGACCACAACCGCACUGGCUGCCAGCCCAUCCCCAUCAUCAAGCUGGAGUGGCACUCGCCCUGGGCCGUGGUGCCUGUUUUCAUUGCCAUUCUGGGCAUUAUCGCCACCACGUUUGUGAUAGUCACUUUCAUACGCUAUAACGACACACCGAUUGUACGUGCCUCUGGUAGAGAGAUGAGCUAUGUGCUGUUGACUGGAAUUUUCCUCUGCUACAUCAUUACCUUUCCCAUGAUUGCAACGCCUGGAGUGGCUGUCUGCUCUUUCCGCAGAAUCUUCUUAGGCCUUGGUAUGUGUUUCAGCUACGCCGCGCUGCUUACCAAGACCAAUCGCAUCCACCGCAUCUUCGAGCAGGGUAAGCGUUCAGUGGCAGCGCCGCGCUUCAUCAGCCCUGCCUCGCAGCUGGUCAUCACCUUCAGCCUGAUCUCAGUGCAGCUUUUGGGUGUGCUGGUGUGGUUUAUUGCUGACCCACCACACACGAUCGUGGAUUACGGCGAGCAGCGCACACAGGACCCCGAAAACGCUCGUGGAGUGCUCAAAUGUGACAUAUCUGAUCUCUCACUCAUCUGUUCAUUGGGCUACAGUAUUCUUUUGAUGGUCACAUGCACUGUUUAUGCCAUCAAGACCAGAGGAGUACCAGAGACCUUCAAUGAGGCCAAGCCCAUUGGAUUUACUAUGUACACCACCUGCAUCAUUUGGCUUGCCUUCAUUCCAAUCUUCUUUGGGACGGCACAGUCUGCAGAGCGGAUGUACAUCCAGACGACCACCCUGACCGUGUCCCUGAGCCUGAGUGCGUCUGUAUCUUUGGGGAUGCUCUAUAUGCCUAAAGUCUAUAUAAUCAUCUUCCACCCAGAGCAAAACGUGCCCAAACGCAAGCGCAGCUUCAAGGCGAUUGUCACAGCCGCCACCAUGUCCAGCAAGCUCAGCCAACUGGCCAGCGAGAGGCCAAAUGGAGAGGUGAAAACUGAGCUCUGCGAGAGUGUGGACAACAGCACACCGCCUACAAAAACAACCUACGUCAGCUAUACCAAUCAUGCCAUAUGAAGAUGCAUCCUGAGUAGAAGAUUCUGGGAUUGUUUACAUGAGGCAUGGAUUAAUGGCACUGACUGGAGCUAAAGCAUGACACUAUGAUGUUGUUCGUAGUAAAGAGAACGACUGGUUGGACUGAGACAAGAACGUUUUUUUUUCUAACAUUUACACUAGUGGCCAUGCAGCACUCAGAAUGAAUGGCACAGCAGUCGCUGCUGGCAUAGCAGUGAACAUUAACUGGAUGUCAGUGAAGGAGCGAGAGGAAAAAAAUAUAUAUAAAAAUUCAGAAAACAAAGGAAAUAUUGGAGUCAACCAUGUUAGUCGUUAUUCUAAUUGUAAGUAUUUCGUGGUUGUGCAGACUUUUUAU
Messenger RNA from Colossoma macropomum (tambaqui), 3055 nucleotides. It is a transcript of the gene grm8b, whose product is annotated as glutamate receptor, metabotropic 8b. Gene Ontology annotation, biological process: regulation of synaptic transmission, glutamatergic; G protein-coupled glutamate receptor signaling pathway. Gene Ontology annotation, molecular function: group III metabotropic glutamate receptor activity. The transcript has 10 exons. The record is from RefSeq and is a predicted model, not a curated record. Gene Ontology annotation, cellular component: membrane. The coding region runs from base 13 to 2703 and encodes 896 amino acids. NCBI's taxonomy places the organism in Eukaryota, Metazoa, Chordata, Actinopteri, Characiformes, Serrasalmidae.